Messenger RNA from Musa acuminata AAA Group (dessert banana), 1995 nucleotides. Its product is annotated as transcription factor BIM2-like. Gene Ontology annotation, biological process: DNA-templated transcription. Bases 720 to 1739 code for a protein of 339 amino acids. The transcript is spliced from 10 exons. NCBI's taxonomy places the organism in Eukaryota, Viridiplantae, Streptophyta, Magnoliopsida, Zingiberales, Musaceae. Gene Ontology annotation, molecular function: DNA-binding transcription factor activity; protein dimerization activity. The record is from RefSeq and is a predicted model, not a curated record.
GACAUGAUCUGCGUCGUUACCCGAGAAAGAUAAAGAGACACCACAGUGCGACAUGGGCCCCGAUUCAUCGGUUGCCAAACGGUGACCGGAGUACAGAACGAAGGCCGUAAAGGUUGCGUACGUAAAGAUCACGAAACGAAAUCGUUUCGGACCUCAGAGUUGCCAUCCAAAACCAAAUCGAAAGGCCCACGCAAAAUCCGCUCCAGAAAAUAACACACGCGAGUCAGAAACUUAGAUAUCGGCGAUAGUUAGCAAGACGUUGUGGAUGGAGCUAUUUUUUCACUUCAGCCCCUGAAAGGUGACCAGAAUCCCAACGAACAUGAAACCCAAAACAACAAUACUCCACCAAUAUCUUUUGGUUAAUUGCAUCUCAAUUUAAUUAUGUGUUCUCAUCACAUAUUAUCAUUUCUUAUAUGCGUCGUUUCUCCAAUGUUUCGAAUGCUGGAGCCAAAAUAACCGGGAUGGAUGGCUAAAGCACAAGGGUUGUUCUUGGAAAUAUCUUAUAGUACAAGGAUUGAGAUGCAAAAUAGAUGAUUUUUGGAACUCUAAUUAUGUCUUUUGGAAGAGAAUUAAUUAUAUAGGGCGUGGUCUUCCCCUCCGAGCUCUCCUCGGUGUUUCUUUUUUACUCCGCAGCGCAGUGGCCGGCCACCUCUUUCCUCCUUGCCCGCUCCACCGCCUCCGUUGUCAGGAACCGCUGGGCUCCGGAGAAGGACCGAUCCAUGGAGACCGCUGCGUCGAGAUCCAGCAGGGGCUUUGACGAAGAUGACGACGAUGAUCAGGAGUUCGGGAAGAGAGAUGGUUCCUCCUUCCACAGAGAUUUGACUACUAGGGUGGAUGGAAAGGGAAGCGGCACUGAUGAGCUGCCCGCUACCCCUAAAUCAAAGCAUUCGGCCAUGGAGCAGCGGAGAAGAAACAAAAUCAAUGACAGAUUUCAGAUACUUAGGGAACUCAUACCUCACAGCGAUCAGAAGAGAGAUAAAGCAUCAUUCCUUUUGGAGGUCAUUGAAUACAUCCGGUUUUUACAAGAGAAAGCUCAAAAGUCUGAGUCUUCUUACCCAGGAUGGAAUCAGGAUAAUGCCAAGUUAAUGCCUUGGGUAAAAGUCUAUUACAGGUCUUUUUGGAAAAAUGCACAGAAUAACAAUCAAAUCCCUGUAGAUGGUCUAUCUGACCCUUCUCCAGUCAUAAGAAAUGGUUCUGCUCCUCCUGCAUCUGCCUUCUCUGGACAGUUCGAUGAGAGUAACAUUCCAGUUGCACCUGUAAUGCUCUCAAAUGCACAGAAUCCGACAGAAUCUGAUGUGACAGCUGGUCUUUCCUACAAGAUAAUGGAAACUGCUACAGGUUUUGCCAAUAGUAUGCCAUCCCAGGCUCAGUCACAUUGGUUGGGAGCAUCCAGCCCUGCUGAUUGUGCUGUAAAUAAUGAGAUCUUGAAUGAGCAUGAAGAGUUGAUAAUCGAUGAGGGCACAAUUAAUGCAUCUGCUACCUACUCGCAAGGGCUUUUGACGACACUAACUCAAUCAUUGCAAAGUUCUGGCGUAGAUCUGUCUCAAGCCAGUAUUUCUGUACAGAUCAAUCUUGGUAAGCGUGCAACUAAUAAGAGAGCUGGUGCCACUUCUGCAUUGUCCAACUCCAAGAAUCCAGAUGACCCUGCACCAACAAAUCAAGCAGGUGGUCACUCCAUGAUGAGGAACAUCAGUGAAGAAUCUUCACAAGCAACCAAGAGACACAAAGCAGAUAACUAGUGCUUCCUUUGUUUGUCAGUACAUUGAUGAACCCUUGAGAUGAAUGUAUAUUCUGAUCAUCCUUCGAGGUCUUACCGUUGGCAUAUUAACAUCAUUCAAGUACUACUAUAUCCUGUGAAGAGGCUUCCAUUGCCAUAUUAAGCUGUGUUUCAUUUAUAGGCUUCCUUUCAUUAAGGUUUGUAUUCUCCAAGAAUUUCUGUUGUAAAUUAACCACAGAUAAUUCCAUCUCAUUGGUAGUGUAUCCACAAUUUCUGGA